UUAAUAUUAAUUUCUAAUUUUAACUAAUAAUUUACCCCGAUUAGUUUCAUUUUCCUUAGUAAAAGUAACAAAAUGUAGAUAACUUUAUGUACUCCUUAGCAACCGUUAGGCCAUGCGAAAAUCAGAGUAAUGGAGUGAAGGUCAAAUAUUUGCAUUAUUUCAGCUUUAAAAGUACGGUGAAAAUUAAAGAAUGAGGUUUAUGGAGGAUCAAAGGUUGAAAGGUGCGGUUGACGAUCAAUUUCAAGCGUUCUUAGUGCAAGAAAGUAAAAAACAACAGUUUCAGAGAUUGGCACUUAAUUUAACUGAUAUUUGCUGGCAACUCUGUAUUGGAUCACCUGAUAGUUCAUUGUCUUCAAGUAGUCGAAAUUGCAUUGUAAAUUGUGUAGAGAGAUUUAUCGAUACAAGUAAUUUUAUCGCAUAUAGAUUGGAAAACAUAGUUUUUCAAAAUCCUACAGAAUUGGAUGUGCAAUAAAUUACUUAAUA
Molecule: messenger RNA, 483 nt
Organism: Eufriesea mexicana
Lineage: Eukaryota; Metazoa; Arthropoda; Insecta; Hymenoptera; Apidae
Product: mitochondrial import inner membrane translocase subunit Tim8 A-like
Exons: 2
Coding region: 191-472 (93 amino acids)
Source: RefSeq, a predicted model, not a curated record